This is a messenger RNA of Emericellopsis cladophorae, 5409 nucleotides long. Its product is annotated as Calcium-channel protein-like protein. Gene Ontology annotation, cellular component: voltage-gated calcium channel complex; membrane. The record is from RefSeq and is a predicted model, not a curated record. The transcript is spliced from 5 exons. Gene Ontology annotation, biological process: calcium ion import across plasma membrane. The coding region runs from base 1 to 5409 and encodes 1802 amino acids. Lineage: Eukaryota; Fungi; Ascomycota; Sordariomycetes; Hypocreales; Bionectriaceae. Gene Ontology annotation, molecular function: high voltage-gated calcium channel activity; calcium ion binding.
AUGCCUACCGGAACCCAUGGGGGCUCGUCGACACCGCGGCGCGGGUCAAUAACAUCGCGAGAUUUGAACAACUCCGGCGGAAGUGACAAUGGAAGACAUGGCUCCUCUCAGCUCUUGGGGGCUUCAAUGGCUGCGGCUUCGCCAGGCUCCCCAUCGAACCUCCCAACAGUAUCGCCUUACUGGGAUCAGCCAUACGACGCCCGUUCCGACGGUGGUUUGAGUGACGAUUCGUACUUGGAUCCGACGGCUCUGCAGGCGGCGCUUCCUCCCGACUUUCGCUCCUCUCAGGGCUCAACUGGGGACCACAGUAGAACCUCGUAUAAGGACAGUGGACCUUUCGCCGGCGAAGACGUCCUGUCGCGGGGCCAGAUUGGCGCGGACGCAGACACCAUCCCACUGACAUCGAGCGCUCAGCCCAUAUCAGGGUCCCUCAGUGUCAAAAAUUAUCCCGAGUCCCAUCCCAGAGAUAGCUUUCAGACGGUCUCCGAUGUCGACAAUAGCACCCGCGGGCCCAGGGACACACUCCAUCCCGAAGAUGUUGAAUUCGGACGACGUGGUUCCAGACACCGCAACUAUGGCAUGUCUCUCAUGCCGAACGAGUCAACGGGGUCGCGCCCUUUAUCGACGUCAGGUGCGCUGUCUCGCGCAGGAUCUAUUGUGCGAGCUAUGUCACAGAGAGUGGUCAACAUCAGCGGAGAAGCAGAACUGGCGGAGCAAAUUGCCUCGAGGCAUCGGUCAAGGUCACCUGCAGGAUCAGAGCGUGGGCUUGGACGUGAUCGGUCGCAUUCUGUCUUUGAGGACACGGCGUAUCACUCGCCCGCAGCCCACUUAGCUUCUGAGAAAACGGAGGACCAGCGACGCUCGUCAACUGAACUGCCAAAUGAAGUUCCUCGACAACCGGCACCCAACCCACUCAAAGGCCGCACGCUCAACACAUUCAGUGCAGACAGCCGUGUACGGAACUGGCUUUGCGACUUGCUCGUGUAUCCAUAUACCGAGCCGCUAAUUCUACUGCUCAUCGUCCUUCAGACAGUGCUCUUGAUCGUCGAGUCGGCCACUAGUGUUUAUAAGGAUGGUAAUGGGCGGCCCGAUCGGUGGGGUCAACGUUGGACCGACUGGGCACUGCUUGCUUUAUUCAUCAUCUUCACCAUGGAGCUUGUUGCGCGCAUCAUAGUCUCGGGCUUCAUCCUCAAUGCUGCUGAAUACAGCACCAUCGACCGGACGAAGGGCCUCCGCGUUGCCUUGACAAACCAGUACAGAUCUAUUUUUCAGCCCGAGAAGCAGAAGUCCGGCAAAACCAACAGCGUGCACUUGGCUCCGGAAUCUUCCACGAUAUCGAGAUCUUUCACUACACUUGUUCAAGGGCAACAAGCACUCCCUGAAACUUUAGAGGAGCAGCAACGAUAUCACUUGGCGCGCCGCGCCUUUCUCCGACACUCUUUCAAUCGCCUUGAUUUUGUCGCAGUGGUAUCGUUUUGGAUCUCUUUUGUCCUGGGCGUGGCCGGCCUCGAAAGCCAGUAUCACCUCCCUUACGACAACACUGUCAAUUUCGACAACAUUCUGCAAUCCUUGGAGCUCGUCUUUGUCAUCAUGAGCAGCAAUACCUUUACAGGUUUGAUGUACGACACGAUGGGAUCUGACUAUACCGCAGCUGCUUUGUUCUUCGCAGCCGGUAUCAUGAUCCUCACUCUUUGCCGCCAGAACCUGUUUGAUCUUUUCCUGGCUGUGAUUACAUCGAUCAUCCUUUUGCCGGUCAUUAGGCGACACCGCGCCUAUGCGUGGCUUACCGUCUUCCAGAUCGUGCGAGCAUACCGCGUGGUCCUUGCUAUCCCGAUUACGAGGCAGCUCAUUCUUCUGGUGGUGGGCAAUGCAGCUGGUAUCGCCAAUCUGAUGAUGUUCGUCUUCCUCAUGACCUUUCUCAUGGCUGUUCUUGCCUCUCAGCUAUUUCGCGGGGAGCUACCCGUUUUCGACGAUGGCGAGCUUGUGCGGGCGUCAUUUUACACCAUCUAUAACUCAUUCCUUGGCAUGUACCAGAUCUUGACCAGCGAGAACUGGACAGACAUCCUUUUCAGUGUCACUGGCUAUCUUACAGAGCGCGAGACGGCUUGGAUUGGGGCAACGUUCCUAAUUGGCUGGUUUAUCCUCUCCUUCUUCAUCUUGAUCAGUAUGUUUAUUGCGGUCAUUCAGGAAAAUUUUGAUAUAUCGGAGGAUGAAAAACGCCUGGAACAGGUGAAAGCCUUCUUGCAACAAAGGGAGUUAGGUUCUUCGUCAAGCAACCUGGCUCUGUCCACCGUCUUCACUCUAGGGAGAUCGCAUCAACGCAGAGAUCCCCUGGACUACGGUCCCGCUAUGACUGAGAUGCUGCUCAAGGACGCCGUCGUUAGGGAGUUCCUCGAUGAGCCGGCCGCAGCAGAGCGCGACCAUCUACCCGAACAAGGGCCGCCCCCACGAGCUGCGACCACUCUACUUGGUAAUGUCAAAACAGGGUUCCUCUCGAAACUCUGGAGUCGCCUUGUUCGCCGCGUAGCGAAAAGGGAGCCGAAUCCAUUCUACUCCAAUACCGAUUUCAACAAGAUGAAAGAGACGCUGGAUGCCAGAGAGAUGGCUCAGCAAGCUGUGUCGGCUUCGUCGGAGCGCCGAAGAGCGCAGCGAGAAUAUCUUGCAAAACACCCGACUUAUAACAAUUCUCUCUACUUUUUCGCCCCGAAGAACAGGCUCCGCCGCCUGUGUCAAAGGCUCGUCGGUCCGGCUAGAGGAGGUGAGCGGUUCGACGGCGUAGAACCCAACAAAGUGGCAUGGUUCAUAUUUUCCGUGUUUAUCUAUGCCGCCAUUGUCGCCAUGGUGGUGAUCGCAUGUAUCACGACACCGUUGUACCAGCGGGAUUAUCAAUUGCAACAUGAAAACGACCACCUCAAGUGGUAUGUGUGGACAGACUUGGCAUUCGCUAUCUUAUUUACUGGGGAGAGCAUCAUCAAGGUUAUCGCGGACGGCCUCGUAUCGACACCCAAUGCAUACUUGCGAAGCUCCUGGGGCUUCGUCGACGCCGUUGUGCUGAUUACUUUGUGGAUCAACGUCGGCACGCUGAUUGUGAACGAUGGCGCAGUCUCGAGGGCCAUUGGGGCUUUCAAAGCACUGAGGGCUCUGCGCCUUCUAAACGUCAGCAACAGUGCGAGAGAUACUUUCCAUUCACUCAUUAUCGUUGGGUGGUGGAAAAUCUUCGGAGCAGCAUUCAUUUCGAUUUCGCUGCUUAUCCCGUUUGCGAUUUACGGAUUGAAUCUCUUCAACGCGCUUUUGGUUUCCUGCAAUGAUGGCGACGGCAUUGUCAGUCUACAGCAAUGCUUUGGGGAGUACCAGGCCAUCCCUUACAGUGACGAUUGGCCUCUACUGGCUCCACGAAUAGCCUCAAACCCCUUUUACAACUUUGACGACUUUGGAUCUUCGCUCUUUACGCUUUUCCAACUUGUCAGCCAGGAGGGCUGGGCAGACGCCACAUACACACUGCAGGCAAUCACAGCCAGAGGCCAGCAGCCAGAGGACCUGGCUUCGGAGGGCAACGCCAUGUUCAUGGUCGUAUUCAACAUCAUGGCGACGGUCUUCAUCCUCACCCUCUUCAUAUCUGUCUUUAUGCGCAACUACACUGAGCAAACAGGUGUGGCGUACUUGACCGCAGACCAGCGAUCCUGGCUUGAACUUCGCAAACUCUUGCGUCAGAUUUCCCCGUCUAAAAGCUCGUACGAUCGCACUGGUAGUCACAAGUUGAAACGUUGGUGCCAUAAGAGGGCAAUUGAGAAGCGUGGCAAGUGGUACCAGGCCGUUACGGUUGUGCUCAUACUGCACCUGCUGUUGCUAGUGGUUGAAUACACGGGCGAGCCUUUCUGGUGGACAAUUACCAGAAGUGUAUUGUUCGUCGCCUUUAGUCUCGUCUACUUGGGCAACGUAAUCAUCCGCGUGUUGGGCCUUGGUUGGGCGCGAUAUCGCAAGAGCUCUUGGGACUUGUUCGCUCUCUUUACCGUCUCUGGGGCCUUGGUUUGCAACAUAGCACUUGUGGCGACUUCAUACGGUCGAGAUACAGUGCUGCAGAUACACAAGUUCUUCCUCGUGGCUAUCCUCCUCCUGAUCAUCCCUCGCAACGAUGCUUUGGAUCAGUUGUUCAAGACAGCUGCCGCGAGUCUGCCUGUGAUCGGAAAUCUCUUGGCAACUUGGCUGGUACUAUUCCUCGUCUUCGCUAUUGCGUUCACACAAGCCUUCAGCUUGACGCGAUUCGGCGAGGAGGCGGCUAGCGACAUCAACUUCCGAUCCGUUCCCAAGGCGCUCAUUCUCCUUUUCCGGAUGAGUUUCGGAGAAGGAUGGAACGAGGUCAUGGAAGGAUAUGCGGCCAUUGAGCCCCCCCUCUGCGUAGAGGAGGACAAUUUCUUUGACAGCGACUGCGGAAGCAAGCCAUGGGCCAGGUUUCUUUUCAUCAUGUGGAACCUUUUGAGCAUGUACAUUUUCGUUAACUUGUUCGUUUCACUCAUUUACGAAAGUUUCAGUUAUGUCUAUCAACGCUCGGCGUGGGUGGCUGCCGUUGAUCGGGAUGAGAUACGACGCUUCAAAGAAGCCUGGCGCCACGUCGAUCCUGCUGGCACCGGUGCUAUUAGCAAAGAAGCCUUCCCACGCCUACUUGGAGAGCUGUCGGGUGUGUUCCAGAUGCGCAUCUAUGAUCCCGAAGAUUCGGUCCAGCAGAUUUUGGACGACGUGCGCGGUGAUGCCACGACGACUCGACACACGUCCCUUGCAACACACAGUGGCCCUACCGAGAUUGAUCUCGAUAAGCUGAAUGCAAGGAUUGCUAAAUUGGACGUGGCGAAGAUCCGUGAGCGGAGGAGGCGCUUUAACAUCUUCUACGAGGAAGUCCUCGUCAGUGCUGACCCUGACAAAGGCAUCACAUUCACAAGUGUUUUGUUGAUUCUGGCGAACUGGAACAUUAUCCAUGAUAGCAAGAGUUUGAAGCUCGACGAGUUCCUCCGACGACGUGCACGGCUGCAGCGUGUCGACGACUCCGUGCGACGAAAGACUGUCCAAGGCUUCUUUUACACGGUCUACUGGGCCAGGAGGUUCAAGAAGCGGCUCCAGGCUAAGCAGUCUGCGCGCAUGACCGGCGAGCCUCAAUUAGAUAUUCCCGACAUUUUUGUGGAUGACGAGGACGACACGAUGCAAGGCACAAGGACCACAAGAGAAUCGUCACGACGCCCCUCACUUCAAGCCGGGUCCGGCAUGGCACAGUGGUAUUCGACACCCACUCAGUGCACCGAGAUCCGCAACAUCAACGCCAUCGCCCCCCGGAACACCGUCAGGAUUUGGUUUCGACCUUUUGGAAGGUGGGCAAGCACGCUCUUCGGCCGACUUCAGCCGCCCAACGAGCGCUGUUAG